Molecule: messenger RNA, 1025 nt
Organism: Talaromyces proteolyticus
Lineage: Eukaryota; Fungi; Ascomycota; Eurotiomycetes; Eurotiales; Trichocomaceae
Product: RmlC-like cupin domain-containing protein
Exons: 4
Coding region: 1-879 (292 amino acids)
Molecular function (GO): dioxygenase activity
Source: RefSeq, a predicted model, not a curated record
AUGACUACCGAAACAGAGACUAUCACCAACUCGAUGACCUCCCAGAAUCUGGAAAGCGUCAAUGGGAUAGAUUCGCUGGAUGAUUUAAAUGUAUCUAUGGAAAAACUUCAGGCUAAGCCCCUAUGGAAACAAAUGGCUAAACUGAACCCACCUCUGCCAAACCCUAGCUGUGUGCCACACAUCUGGCGUUAUGACCUGAUCCGACCCAGUUUAUUGAAAGCCGGUGAGCUGGUUAGUGAAAGCCAGGCAGAGCGGAGGGUAUUGAUGUUGGUGAAUCCUGCUCGAGAUGCCCCCUAUACCACCGAUACCCUCUAUGCGGGACUACAGCUCGUGAUGCCCAACGAGGUAGCAAGAGCCCAUCGGCACACCGCAUUCGCCAUGAGGUUCAUCAUCGAAGGCCAUGGAGGUUUUACUGCGCAUUAUCAGCAACUACGAUACCCGGCCGACGACGUGGAUUCUAACACAUCCCCCAUUGUGUUCCCUUGGGCGAAGAUGAAACAGGCUCUUGACGAGACUCCGGGGAACUGGGCAUCCAAAGACUACUUGAAGAGCGACGGGCGACAGGUCUCCAAAGUCCUAGGCGGAUCCGUCGAGAGGCUCGACGCAGGAACAAGCUCACCAGGAUUCCGAGAAACAGCAUCAUCAGUCUACCAUGUUGUGUCAGGGCGGGGAUAUUCUAUCAUUGGAGAGAACCGCAUUACCUGGGGACCAGGGGAUACUUUUUGCAUUCCCUCCUGGCAGCGAUAUCAGCAUUUUACAGACCUAGAAGGAAAAGGAGAGCCAGUUUAUCUGUAUCGCUUCCACGACAAACCGAUGCUAAACGCGCUAGGAUUCUACCGUCUGGAUGGUGUCGAUGUCGAAACUUUGGUGUCUGAUUGAGAUAAGCAAGUUUAAGCGGGAGUACAGACAUCCGGACGGCAGGACAUCACCACGGACGAUUCCAUUUGUAAUUAGGUGAAUGACUUAUUUAUCUGUAUAAGAUUGUAGUCUAUCUCUACAGUGACGGAAACAGGUCAUAAAAGGAG